This is a messenger RNA of Cylindrotheca closterium, 729 nucleotides long. The record is from the annotation of a GenBank genome assembly. Lineage: Eukaryota; Bacillariophyta; Bacillariophyceae; Bacillariales; Bacillariaceae.
AUGAUGUUGAAGAACUAUAUUGGCCGAGAGGUUUCUGUGGGUGCUGCCAAGCUAUGGGCCAAGACCUAUGUGAAGGAGAUGGACCCAUCAUGGGAACCUCCAGUCCCCAUCAAGCCUACAACCAAAAAGAAUGAUGUGAAGGCUUUGCUACUCUAUGAGUCUGAAAAAUCAGCCUACGUCAAACACAUUGGAGCUACUUGGCCCGCUGUCAAGCUGGAGAUCUGGAGCACCAUAAUGGCCCAGUGUUCUCCUAAGCUACGAGCCCAUCUACAGCAGUUGCCUUUCUACGACAAGGCCGAAAGCACCCACGAUUGCAUUGCGCUACUUGAAAAUGCGAAUGUUCUGUGUGGAGGAGGCAACCUAUUGGCUUUCCAGCCCCAAGCAAGAGCGGAGGCACUCCUAGACCUAGUGCAAUACAAGCAGCUGAACGGCACACUGGACGACUACUACAACGAUUUCAAGGCACAGUACGCUACGUUUAACAGUCUUGGAGGUGAUCUGACAACGAAAGAGGACACCUGGACGACUGCGAACGGCACAACUGCAUCAACCAGCCAAGCAUUGCUAGUGUGCCUGUUCUUGGCCAAUGCCGACAGGAAGCGGUUUGGAGAUUGUGUGACGGAUUUGCGGAACGACGCGUCGUCAAAACUAGUUCGCUAUCCCGAAACACUUGCAGACGCAUACACAAUGCUUGCUUGGAGAAUACGUUCGGAAGCACAAGACAAAUAG